Molecule: messenger RNA, 3166 nt
Organism: Lytechinus pictus (painted urchin)
Lineage: Eukaryota; Metazoa; Echinodermata; Echinoidea; Temnopleuroida; Toxopneustidae
Exons: 4
Coding region: 95-2629 (844 amino acids)
Source: RefSeq, a predicted model, not a curated record
UAUCUACAGUGAGAAGAUUUCGCAGUCUCUGACUGUUCGAAAAUGUCGCACAAUCUUGGAGGACAAAUAUUCGAACCAGCUAUGUAAAAUUCAAAUGAAACCUUGGGAUAGAGAUGAUUAUGCAGAGUUUGAAGAUAUGCACACCGUUGUUACCAUGGUAAAGAAGGACGCUAAUGGGAGAGAUAUUAAGGAAAAACAAAUACUUCAAGGCUCUGUUGGGAAAAUAUUUUCAGCCAAAGUAAAUGGAAAGUUUCCAUCUCGAAUCCUUAUUUCGGCUCCGGCUGGACGAGGAAAGACGACAGCUGUUGCUAAGAUGGCACACGACUGGGUUCACAGAGAGGAAGGGUCAGGAUUAGAAGAUUUGCCACUUCUGUUCGUUGUCAAGUUUCGAAACACAAGUCACAGUACAUCGAUUGGAGAAGCCAUAAUAUCACAACUCCUGAGUGAUGUUGACGAUCUGACGCCAGAGGGGCUAGAAAGUUUCAUCAGACAACAUCAGGGAAUGUGUCACAUUGUACUAGAUGGUCUUGAUGAGUAUGCUGGUAUCUAUUCCUCAAGUAAUAUCAUGAGCAUUCUCCGCUGGGAAAUGUUUCCACAAUGUCGAGUUAUUGUAACAACACGACCUCACCUAGAAGACAUGUUCAGUCAAGGGGGUCUUCCAAGGGUAUACACGAAGAUGGAGAUCGAAGGAUUCUCUAAGGAGAGCUCAUGUGAUUACAUUGACAGGUUCUUUACUUCAUUUCCGGACACUUUAACAGGAAAUGGUCUGAAAUGUUACCUCGAUGAACAACCAAUUAUUGAGGAACUAGUCAAAACACCACUAUUUUGCCUCAUGGUUUGUCACUUAUGGUCUAAAGAUCUACUUAGCAGUGAGACUUCAACCCAGACAGCAAUACUAGACAAAGUAAACGUGUUUUUGAUGCACCACGCAAAUGAACGAACCGAUGGGUUGUUCACGUCUGAAACCCUAGACAAAAUUAUCCACAAACUGGGUAAAGUUGCCCUCACUGGUUUGCUUAAUGAUUCUAAGAAGCUAGUAUUUACCCCUCGUGAUUUUCAGAAGAUUUCCUCUGCCCUUGAUACGGCUUGUGAGCUAGGGAUAGUAUCUAAGACAACUAUAUCAAACGCUCGCCUUCCUCGAACUAACAAAACAAAAUCUACUACUAUAGAAUUUUAUCACAAACUUGCCCAAGAACACGCAGCCGGAAAGUUCCUCGCUGAUAAAACAAGCCAUUUGCAGCUGAAUUGGAAGAUCUCUAAGUUAGACCGAGUGCUUCGAAAGAUUGAAAGAAACAUUGGUGAAUAUGUAAAUCUUGUUCGUUUUGCUGCUGGCACAAAGAACGGCCUCUGCAUUCGAAUAAUGGAGACGCUUCUGACAAAUAAAUAUUUAUCUGAGAGUGAGCGUUAUCGUAUUCUCUUAGAUUGUUCGUCCGAGUCAGGGGUUAGCGAUGGGAAUGUGUCAUCACUGGUGCGAAGGUGUGUGACGUCACAAAGUAUUCUUUUGAAGUCACCAACAAUCUACACUGUUGUUGGUAUGCGAAAUCUUCCAAGUGAACUGAAACAGAAGGUUCUUAGUGUGAAAAUCGAGCAUUCUGUUCUGACAACCGUUGUGACAGAGGGACUAUGGAGAUGCCUUAAAUCAUUUACGAUGCUAAGUUCUCUCACCAUCUCAGACUCAUCUAUCGAUUUCCCUCCAUCUCCUCCUGAGCUAACAUCCAUCAGAAGUUUAUCAGUUGAGAAAGUGACGUCACAAUGCUUGAAAAGUUUAAUUUCAUCGCUCCCUGGUUCGACAGACAUGUAUAUAUAUGAUGCAGAGGGGGAUAUAGCCCAGAUCACAUCUGCUCUGGGAGGACAGAAGUUCGAACGAAUAAUCAUUCGCGACACUCCGUCAUCAUUCCCGUCACGGAAGAGUCCUUUCUGGAGUGAGACAGUGAGGGGUCCGAGGCUGCUAAUCGACACAGAUGACACGGACUGUUUUAUAUUGCACAGCGCUAAACAUUCGGAAGACAAAGGUCCUGUUGAAGUCCUCGAGUCGUUUGCAUUUUUGGCAUCAUUGGCUAAACUGAAAUUAGAAUUCCGUAACGGUUGGUCUUUCAACUUCGAAAUGACGUUUGGGGUAAAGAUAACCAAAUGUCAACUGUCUCCAGAGAUGACUUCGAGAAUAUGGUCCUGUCUGAGUUCCUUCACCUCACUUAGCCAUCUCACCAUCUCUGACUCAUCUAUCAGUUUCCCUCCAUCUCCUCCUGAGCUACCAUCCAUCACAUAUCUAUCAACUAAGAGAGUGACGUCACAAUGCUAUGAAGGGUUGAUCUCAACACUCCCUGCUUUGGUAUAUAUCAAUAUCAUUAUCGAUGAUGCAGAUGGAGACAUAGCCAAUUUCACGGCUGGUCUUCGUCGGACUGGAGGACGCAAGUUAACAUGGAUCACCCUUCAAGCACCGCCACCACUCCCAUCAGAGAAGAAGACUGUUUCAAGCAAGACAAUGAGAGGACUGGGUCUGCUCAUCAAGGAACAUACCAAGAACCUGGAGUAUCUCAUUCUGGACAGUGUGAAGUGUACAGACGAGGAUGACUUGGUUUAUCUCAUUGAAUGCUGCAGACAUGUGAAGACGAUGGAAUACGUAAGGUAGGUUCUUGUUUUAAACAUUAUUUGUUAUUAUAACUAACACACAUCAAUCAAAAUCAGUAGUUUGAUUCACAAACAGUGUUCAUAAUAAAGUACACUUUAUUUUUUUUAUGUUAUUAAGGUGUCAAUUCAAAGCAGUUGCUCUAUUCAUAUAGUAUGUGUAUAGGUUAUUUUAUGAUAAUUUUUGGAUGUAUUGAGAGAACAAAAUCUAGCAUUGAUAGAGUCAGAUUAUCAUUAUCUUAAUCCUAUGUAUCCUCUGUUAGAAUUAUUAUUGAAAAUAAUAUGACACAUCCGUAAGCACGUUAACAUCACAAGAAGUCCCUCAGUAACUAAUUAGCACCAGGGCUUACAUUACUGUUACUUAAACUGUUAAAGCAAUUGUAUAUUUCUUUUUUUAUUAACAUUAAAAACCACAAAUGAAAUGACAGAUUAAAACCAGUUAUCAUUUCCAAAUUUAAGCACAGUAGAAAUAUUGAAUACUCGAUAAGUUGGUGUAUUUUCCCCAAUGGUCUCUCAAUAUUUCAUUUCUAUCAUUUUCAUU